Molecule: messenger RNA, 199 nt
Organism: Racocetra persica
Lineage: Eukaryota; Fungi; Glomeromycota; Glomeromycetes; Diversisporales; Gigasporaceae
Source: the annotation of a GenBank genome assembly
AUGUUUGCUUUGCGUAAAAACCGUCGACCAACUGCAUUUGAUAUCUGUGAAAAAUUAUCAAGAUGGUAUAAGAUAUUAGAUAAUAGUAGCGCAUAUGAUGAAGAUGAAUUAGCAGUAUUAAAAGCAUUCCAGUCUGCGGAUGCAAUUAUUCCAGCAUUGUCAACCGAACUGCCAAUUUGCCCUAAAGAUAAACUUACAA